AUGGAUCUCUUUCUAUAUAACCCAACCUAUCAGAUCUGGAUCUGCACCGCGCCUCGGUGCCAGUACGCCAUCUCGCCUACUACUUUAGUCAGCCAUCUGCGGACACGCUAUCGCUCCCAUCCCAGCGCAGCCACCCCGGCACUCCAGCAGGCAGCGUUAACCGCUAUACUUCAGCGACCCUGGAUCAAUCCUGAGAUAGAAAUUAUCUGUCUCCCGUCUCCAAGUAGCCCUCCUAUUGUAGGUCUGUCUGUUUUCCGCGGCUACGGCUGCCUAUACUGUGAGUAUAUCUAUGAAAACUAUAUCGAUCGUGAUAGGGGACGACAAAAACGAGGCCGGGAAACAGCAGCUCAGACUCAAGCUAGGCUUCAAACCCGACUAGCAGAGCGUAUAGUAAGCUGCCAGCGCUUCUUUAUCAAUCGAGCCGCUAGUCGGUUUUUUGAAAGACUCAAGAAGACAGCCUCUCUGAAGACCCCAGCAGCUAUUAUCCGGGCCCGGGUCGAGCAGGCUCUUCAGGAAAGCCAAGCUACCGCAGAGCAGACCGAUGGUCAGAUCCCGAUCAUAGACCCGCACCCGACCGCGGUCUCCCCCUGGCUGGAGCUGACCCGGUGGCCGGAAUACCUGUGUAGUCAGGAUCUGACAGCAGCCUACCGUGUAAUCAAGGACGGCCGGAUUAAUGAAUUCGACCAGAUCCAGAUCAAUACCUUCUUCCGCCGACCGAGUAUUUGGAACCGACCAAUCCAGAUCCAUCUCCGGCCAAGGACCUAUCGCGAAUACUGUCGGGUCUGGCAGCGCCUAGUCUGCUUCGCCUACCGCAGUAGCCGGACCGAUCAGCCUAUCCCGCUCCGCCACCAGCUGACUACCGCCCAGUUUUGCCGCGCUCGAUCGGAUGGAGAUCUAUAG
Messenger RNA from Aspergillus caelatus, 900 nucleotides. RefSeq lists its product as uncharacterized. The transcript has 4 exons. The coding region runs from base 1 to 900 and encodes 299 amino acids. The record is from RefSeq and is a predicted model, not a curated record. Lineage: Eukaryota; Fungi; Ascomycota; Eurotiomycetes; Eurotiales; Aspergillaceae.